Cucumis sativus (cucumber) is the source of this 756-nucleotide messenger RNA. RefSeq lists its product as hypothetical. The record is from RefSeq and is a predicted model, not a curated record. Bases 213 to 527 code for a protein of 104 amino acids. The transcript is spliced from 2 exons. NCBI's taxonomy places the organism in Eukaryota, Viridiplantae, Streptophyta, Magnoliopsida, Cucurbitales, Cucurbitaceae.
UGGCAAUACAAAGAAAUGAGAGGUCCACCACACUCACACUCCAUUCCCUUUCUAUUUCCUCUCCGCCCAUUCCGCCUCUAUGCUCUUCUACGAAAGCGAUUGCUCUACUCCAACCAUGCACCCACCCCCAACACACUUCUCCCUCUCUCUCUCUCUAUAUAUAUAAUCUCAAUAUCAAUUCCUCUACUUAUAUUAUCACAAGUCCUAAGUCCAUGGAUUUGAAUCCCCCUCUCUGUUGUCUAUGCGGCGACGUCGGUUUUCCAGCCAAGCUCUUCCGCUGCACCAAUUGCUCCAACCGAUUUCAGCACUCUUACUGUAGUAACUACUACUGCGGGGAAUCGGGUGAUGCAACAAUUCGAGUAUGUGAUUGGUGCCGAAGUGAACAAAGAACCUGCCGUCCUGCCUUUGCAAGUACAACAUCCCAAAAGAGUAACAAAAUUACAGAAAGAAGAAGCUCUGCGGUGGGACUGCCUUCCCCUCGCCCUGCUCCACGCCGAUACAAGCUUCUCAAAGAUGUCAUGUGUUAGAUAACUUUACAUUAAACCAACCAAAAAUACCCUUUUUCAUUUUUCAUUCUCUUACUUACUUUACACACACACACAUAUAUAUCUUAAUCUAAUCUUGUAUGUAUGUGUGUGUGGCUCGAUAAGAUUGAUGUGGCUCUCUGUAAUUUAUAAUCUGAACUUUUAAAUAACCUCGAUCUCAAAAGUCUUGUGUGUAUCUGGAAACUAUAUAUAUGAUUUUAUAUGUUAUUAA